Oppiella nova is the source of this 802-nucleotide messenger RNA. The record is from the annotation of a GenBank genome assembly. NCBI's taxonomy places the organism in Eukaryota, Metazoa, Arthropoda, Arachnida, Sarcoptiformes, Oppiidae.
CACGCAUACAAAGGGCUCAAACGUUCGCUCCAUUGCAAUAGAGUAGUGAAGUGUUGUCGACAUCCGCUUCCUUUUGAACUCACAUUUGAUUGCGAAGAGAGUUCUCUUCAGACAACAAACGCAGAAAUGCCGGCAAAACGGAUGGGAAUGAUUCCAAACGGACACUUCCGUAAGGAUUGGCAGCGCUUUGUCAAGACGUGGUUCGCGCAGCCGAUGCGCAAGAAGCGCAGACACGCCACACGAGUGGCCAAAGCCGCGCGAAUCGCCCCGAGACCCACGCAAAGACUCAGACCUGUCGUCAACUGUCCGUCAGUUAAAUACAACUCAAAGGUUCGGUUGGGAAGAGGCUUCUCGUUGGAGGAGUUGAAGGCGGCCGGCAUCGCGCGCAGGGAGGCGCCCACGAUCGGCAUUGCGGUCGACCACCGAAGAGUGAACCGAUCGGUCGAGAGUUUGCAGCGAAAUGUGCAGCGAUUGAAACAAUACAAGUCGAGACUGGUGGUGUUCCCGAUCCGCGCGAAGAAGCCGCGAAAGGGCGACGCGUCAGCGGAGGAGCAGAAGUUGGCGCACCAAUUGGUCGGCACUCUUCUGCCGGUGCGUCGCGGGAAGGCGUACGUGAAGAGCGAGAGGGCGCGCGCGCCGACGGAAGAGGAGCGGAAGUUCGCGGCCUUCCAUUCACUGCGGAAGGCGCGCUCUAACGCCCGACUGGUGGGCAAGAGGGCGAAGCGCGCGAAGGAGGCGGCGGAGAGUUUGGACGCACCGAAGAAGAAGGAGUAAAACGAAAAUCUUUAAUACAGUAGAAGAA